Messenger RNA from Gordionus sp. m RMFG-2023, 5036 nucleotides. RefSeq lists its product as uncharacterized. The record is from RefSeq and is a predicted model, not a curated record. NCBI's taxonomy places the organism in Eukaryota, Metazoa, Nematomorpha, Gordioida, Chordodea, Parachordodidae. Gene Ontology annotation, biological process: regulation of DNA-templated transcription. The transcript is spliced from 13 exons. The coding region runs from base 300 to 4607 and encodes 1435 amino acids. Gene Ontology annotation, molecular function: RNA polymerase II cis-regulatory region sequence-specific DNA binding; DNA-binding transcription factor activity, RNA polymerase II-specific.
AAAAAAAUAUAUAUAGAAGCAAUAUCUAAAAUUGUGAUAAUUGUGAUACAAGAUCCAAGCAUUCCUUCCGGAACAUUCCAUCUUUCCAAUACUUUUGUGAGCGAAAAACUAUAACAUUCCAUUUAUUUUACAUUCGUACAUUCCAUAAUGAUCCCCAUUCCUCGCUAUCCUAAUAAGCGGAUAUUUCUUAUCCGAAAUUUUAAUAUAACAAAAAACGGCAUAAUAUAUAGCAUUUUCAAAAAAAUUCGCUCAUAAUUUUAUCAUUUUUAUCCCGAACCCGCUGGCAAACAAAGCAAAAAAUGUCUAAAAGGAAAUCCACCUUUCAAAGGCCAAUCAAAAUGGAGGCCAAAGAUGACAAAGACUUUCUUAAAGGUGCUGCUAAGCUAAUUAAUGGUCUCAAAAUUUACGAUAAAACUAGCAAAUUGAACGGGAAACAUUUGUAUUCCCCAUCUGCCAAAGAUGGUUUUAUAUUCCAACUCAAGAAUUCCUCUUUGAUAGUGUCGCCGGAUGAUAAUCAAAAUGGCCCAAUCGUGGAUUCCAAUCCUGACGAUAUGCCCGAGAACGGGCUUGAUAACUCACCUGAUCACCAUCUCGUCAACGGAUACGAUGACGCGAAACGACAGAUCUCUAAAAAACUGAAACUCGGUCUGAGUAGCGAGAUCAAAACUAAUGGUUAUUGCGACGAAGAAGGAUUGAUGCCAAAAGGGGAGCAAAAUGAUUUAGAAAAGUUCGAAAAUCAAGACGAAAAUUGGGGAUCGCUACGCAACGGAAAUCACGUGGAGUCAGAGGCGUAUAAUAAUCUUCCCGCUUUAAACGGACCUCUAGGGAAAGAUGAAAUGGAAGAUCAAAAUACGGAAGAUUUUGAAGAAACGAAAUUGAAAACUUUACUUAUGGCCAGCCCGGAACGUGACGCCCAACUAAAUGGGCACCACGAUGAAAAGGACACUGUCGCGGGAAAGGAAAACCAUAACGGGUUUUUAAACGGCAUUGAUGGUUCGACUAAACACCAAGAAACUGGAUACGAAAAUGACGAGCGAAAAUCGAUUCAUAAAGAUUACCAUAGUAGCACUCACCUUACGCCGCCACCUAGUUUAUCCAUAGCUGACUACCACCCUCUAGCGGAAGAAUAUUUGAACCCUUUCAGCGAUCGACUCAAGGGUGAUCAUUUCUCCACCUAUAAUCACCUGUACCAAAAUUUCUUCGCCGAUAAAAAUUAUCGAGACUUUCUGAAUGACGGUGGUCACAUGGUACCCAAAAUAAACGAAGAGGAGACCAAGAUUGGCCAAAUGUUUCUCAAGGAAAAAAGGAAUCACGGAGAAAAAGCUCGCGACGAAAAUAAAAUUUUAAACGAGAACAAGCUAUCCUUAAACAAAGACACCAUCACGGACACGGAAAUGAACGGCGAAGAAAGCAGAGGACGAAUCCACGCGGAUGGGGACGAGAUAGUCGGUCGGCCUUACAGCUGUAACGAAUGCGGUUUUUCCUUCACCAAUAAAUCGAAUUGCGAUAGACAUAUGAGGAAAAAGCAUGGGUAUUUAGGUAAAAGGGAGAUUCAAAAUGGUCAAAGGUUGCUUUCCUAUUUGCAGCAAUCGGCCACGACGGGCUAUCGCAAAGAAGAAAGAAAGGAAAAUCAAAAAAUUUAUUGCUGCCUUGUAUGUAACGAAACCACAUCCUUCCUUCACCACGAUUCAGCCAUAAGACACAUUGUGCUUAAACAUCCUGAGGUGGAUAACAUACUUUCUCACAUAAGUCCUGGCCCGGAGCAAAUUAAGAACCCUCCCCCUCCAUUUUCUCGUUCCACCACACUUUCCUCUUCGCGAGAUGGCGAUACCGACAGCCCAGAAGCUGAGAGAAAAUCGGAAAACGUAUUCGACAGAAGUUUUAACGGCUACAAUUACAGUAAUAAUCGCAAUAAUAACUCGGCCCUUUGCAACGACUACAAAGCAUCCGAGGACUACUUUUUCCCGCUUAUCGCGAACCACCAUAGCACGAAUACAAAUAUUGGUAUGGCGGAUCAUAAAAAAUUAGCUAGCCCAAGCUUGUUAUGCAGGGAAGGGAGUUAUCCGACCACCAAACCAAACGAUUUGCCUCUUAUGCCUCCCUACCCCGCGUACCUUUCAACCCAGGGUUACCCACCUCACGUUUCGUCCACCACGCCUCCCUCCAUGAAUGCUUCACCAUUUUAUCAAGGUGUCAACAAACAUUGGCUGAAUAAAUCCGCGUCGUUUAAAACCGCUCAUUCUUUCAAAACUACGUGCCCCAAUAAAAAAACAGUUAUUCACCCCGAUAAUAAGGAGCAUAUCUAUCCUCAAUCUCCCAAUUUACUCCGUGAUCCGCCUCUCCCUAUCGGACUUUCGAGAAAUGAAAGGGACUAUUUUAAGUUCCGCGAUGAGGAAGAAAACGACCGGGAUAACGUAAAAGAAGAUAACAGAAGUCAAGAGGACGAAUACAGUGACAGCCAGGCAUCGGAAGGAGAGCCAUUCCUUCCUUUGAAUAACAAGGAAGGGGAAGAACCCGAUGAUAGAUUAUUUUACGAUAAAACGGCCGGCGCUCCAAGCACAGAUACCGACGCUCCCCUUGAUCCCUCUAACCCCCAAACCACAAAUACGCCAUUUUUUGACCCCAGGGCAGUGCCUUACUGUACCCCCGGCCCCAAAAAAUUUGUGUGCGUCUAUUGCCACAACACUUACUCCUCGAGGGGCAAUGUUAACAGGCACAUACGCAACACGCAUUUUAAGAUGAAACGCGCCACUAAUCCGACCGCCACAUCUGUCACGUCCGCCCUUACAUCAUUGGUGUCCAACGUUGCACAUUUUCCCGCUGUUCUAAAUGCCAAAAUGGAGUAUACAGGCAAUGUCAAUCACCUCUUGUUAGAUACCAUUGCCAAAAAUAACGGUUUCGACAAGUUGCCUUCCCCACAUAACAAUGGUAAGAAUGAUGGCAGUAAUCAAAUAUCCGCCACUAACCCUGGUGCCUUGAUUACUCCCCCUCCUCCUUCCUCUUUUUAUUAUCAGCAUACCCCUCAAGCGCUCAUGGAGCAGUACUACAGAAGGUAUUUGGCUCAGCACUACCAACUUUCGUAUCAUGGGAACAAUGCAGGAACUAAAUUAAAUCAUUAUCAUAAUGGCGGACCCGUUUUACCACCAUUUCCGCCCUCUUUAGAUCCAACUCGGGCUCAACAAAUAUUUGCCGCCGAUUAUGAAAUGAAAAGGAAGCAUAAUUAUGAUGAUCACGAUAACGUCAAACAAGAAUAUGAAUUAUCUUAUGGUAAUGAAGCGGAAGAAGAUACCAAAAAGGCAUCUCCUGACCAGGUGGAGCAUUUGACGAAUAAGGAAAUAGCGAACUUAGGCAAUAAUGGCAUCCUACCUUCCGAAAACGAAGGUGACAGUGAUGAGCAAGCCGAUAAAGAUGAUGAAAGAAGGACGCCUGAAAUGGGUUCCGAACAAAAUCAUGACACCAAUGACAACGACGCGAAAAAUAAGGAUACCGCUAAUGUCAAUAAAGAUAGCUACCAACACUUUGAUGGCCCCGAAAAUAGGCUCACUACAGUGCCCUCUUUUGAAUGCAGCGAGUGCGGGCUCGUAUUUGCGGCCAUGUCUAGUCUGAACCGACAUUUAUGUGGGAAACACGGACUAGAGAAUAAUAAGACUAUUGACAAAGCGGGCGGGGGAGAAGAUUCUGACAAAAUGACAAUUUCGGAAGAUUUAGAUACUCGCGAUCUUUCCGAUAAUCUAAAGGAGAAAAAUAAUGAGGAUAAAUCGGGAUUACUUUCCAACACCACCCAUACCUCUCCCCAAUUCCCUUUUCCUACUAAAAUUAACAUUCCAGAUGGCGAUAACGUAAACUUAAGCAAGGAACCCGAAUUUUUUUCCUUGCUAAGCAAAGCUGCCCUACCGACUUAUUAUAAAGGCUUAUUGCAAUAUGCACAGCAUAAUAAUUACGGUUCGACGGAGUAUCUUAACUUGAAACAGCAGCCUAUCAAGACUCCACCGAGCCACAACAACCAAUCCCAUCCUCACAUAAAUGCGCAUAAUACCCAUAAUAAGAAUCAUCAUCAUAAUCAAAUUAAUAACUCCGGCAACGCUACGAGCAAUAAUAACGGCAGUGGCAACCAUUGGAUUUGCACGAUUUGUGGGACCACAUUUUCCCUUAAGCAUUCUCUCAUCCGUCAUCAUAAACGCCACUCCGCCCGAAGUCCACAGGACCCCCACAAUUUCUCACCGCUCGAGGAUAUGCUCAACUAUUCGACCAAAUACCUCGGCUUCAGAAAUCCUGCAAAUUCUCACCAAAAUCCUAACAAUUCCAAGGCUAAUUUUAACCCCGAUACUCCCAAAGCAUUUUCUGAAACGAAGGGCUUUAACAACACGAAGGCUUACAACACCUCUAAUAAAACCGGAUGGGCUCGAAAUAGUUAUGAAGGAGGGCGAAUGAACCAUAAAGCGGCCAUGGAUCUAUACAAGGCUAUGGCGGCUAAGGAGUACUAUUCCCAGUUUUUCCUACCGCCACCCUCAUUUAUGACAGGAGGGGAAAGGGACCCGGAAAAGGCUACUGGGAAAGCGAGUAUAGUAAUACCCUCCCCGCCACCACUUUCAUUUUCUUCCACUUAAAUCAUUUGGUUUAUAAAUAAUUUUAUAUAAAGUAUCAAAACAUUAUUAUAAAAAAAAGCUCAAAAAUUUCAAAUCGGUUCUUUAUUUUUGUAUUUAUAGAUAUCAAAAUUAUUAUUCAAUUUAUACAAUAUCGAGUCCAAUUAGUUCUCUUCCAUAUUUUUUCUUCUUCUGACUAACUUAUUUUGAAUUACCCUGCCCCCCUCCCCCCAUAAUUCUAUUUAACAUAUAACCCCCCCCCCCCCCAUCCUUUUCCUAUACCCGUUUAAAUAUUUAUUAGACUUAUAGAUAGACGAAUUAAUUAUUUGCUCAUAAAAACACCUAUUUAAAAUUACCUUUGAUGAAUUUUUUUUUUAAAAAAAGAACAUUUUCUAAUUUAUAUUUAUAGUAUAUACAAUAUAUAUAUAUAUAUAUAUCUAAAUUUUUCACACU